CAGAGUCAGUGUGUGUACAGAACUGAACCAAUUUAGUUUUAGCAAUAUCAACUUUCGGUUUCAAUAUACUAGAAAUGAGCAGCGCAGGAUCUUCUUGGUUUUCCAGUGGAUUUGCGUGGUUAAAUCCAAACACACGGAGGUCCACAAAUGAAAAGGCUAACGUUAGAGCUCUUCGACAACAAAUCCAUGCAGUCUCUCAGACUUCUGUCCUAGAUGAUGCAGACAUUGACGAUCCUCAAAUCCUUACUUUGACAAGAGAGGAUCUGAAUGAGCUUUUUCCUGGUGUUAGGAACUUUCAGCUCAGAAGGACAAUUAUGACACUCAUCACAGACACAUUGAAGGAUUCACUUCAACAUGGCCCAGACACAUUGGCUGUUGCACUGACGCAUGUAAUGCACCAAAACAAUGAUGCUGCUGUACAGGAUGUUUUGAAGGAGUCCCUUCGAGCGUUUAGACAAAUGGAGGAUCAGCUCAAAGCAGCACAAGCAUCACUGAAACCAUACAUUGAGGUCUUGAACGGUUUCACUGAGGCAUAUGCUAGAAAAGAAGACUGGGAUAAAGAGGGAACGUCAAGCAGGAGAACAUUUUCAAGCUCAUUCCCAACAGAUAUGAACCCUCCAACAAUGCAGAUUCACUCUUUUGAGCCUACAGUCCGAGUGCAUCCAUUUUUUUGUGGUCGAACCUUGGGAACGGACAAGCAAAUUCUUGCCCAGCUCAAGGGAGUUAAAGAGAGUGUAUUAUGCGAUUGUCAGUUGAUACUGGCCUUCAGUCCUGUGACAUCACGAGCUGGAAUUGAUGCUGAAGAAGCAUUGAAGAAAAUUCCAGCUGAUAAACCUGCAGUACUGGUGAUAAUGCACCAUACCUUCAACCAUAACUACGUGUGUCCCAGCUUAAAAACAUCUUCUCGUGUGAAUAUUGUGGAACAUGUUAAUGUGCUCUUUCAUGAUUCACAUCAUGGUCUUCUUGAGUGUCCAGCAAAUGAAAAUGCAAUGAGCAAACUUCAAUCUGUCUUAAACCGGUACAUGUAAAUGUUCUUGCUUCAAAUGCUUUAACUGUUAAUAGUUGAAAAUGUAUGGUCAAAUGAGUAGACAAAAACAACAAGCCUGCUAAUAAACAUUUAAGACUGG
Carassius carassius (crucian carp) is the source of this 1127-nucleotide messenger RNA. RefSeq lists its product as uncharacterized. The record is from RefSeq and is a predicted model, not a curated record. The coding region runs from base 75 to 1028 and encodes 317 amino acids. The transcript is spliced from 7 exons. Lineage: Eukaryota; Metazoa; Chordata; Actinopteri; Cypriniformes; Cyprinidae.